UCUCUUCCGCUCAGAUGUCCUUGUAGCUAUGGAAACUCAUCAGCGGCUGCCAGCAUCCUCCAGAUUGUCCACCCCUUCGACUGGACAGCUAAGCUAAAUUUGCACGUUGAAUAAUCGACUCAAAAUGGCGUUCUGGCGUCAAACGCCUUUCUUGGUGCUUUUUUCCUGUCUGUGUAACAGUACAGCUUUUGCUGUAAUACUCCGAACAACUGAAAAAUCUGUGUGGGCAAAUGAAUUUGAUUCGAUUGAAUUGACCUGCUUGAUAGAGUCCAUUUCUACAAACAAUCCCAGAAUUGAAUGGAAGAAAAUUAAAAACGGUGUCCCCAGCUAUGUGUAUUUCCAAAAUAAAAUUUCAGGUGACUUGGAGCACAGGGCUUUGCUGAGAGAGCCUGCAAACCUUCUGAUCCUGAACACCAGCAGAUCAGAUACAGCACAAUAUCGCUGUGAGGUGGCGGCCAUCGACGACCAGAAGCCCUUUGAUGAAAUCCUAAUCAGUCUCGCUGUAAGAGUGAAGCCGGUGUUGCCCAGGUGUAAUGUGCCAGAGGCAGUUACGGUGGGUUCGAGCACUGAACUGCGCUGCAUUGAGAACGAAGGCUUUCCACAGUCACAGUACCAGUGGUUCAAAAACAACGAAGAGCUGCCAGAGGACCCAAAAACCAGCAGCAAGUUCUACAAUGCUACAUACACCAUGAACACUGAGACUGGUUCGCUGAAAUUCCGGUCGGUGAAGAAAGAGGAUGCGGGUGAAUAUUAUUGUCAGGCCAGAAAUGAGGCAGGGUGGUCAAAAUGCAGUCCACAGCCCAUGGAAGUGUAUGAUGUGGACAUUGUGGGGAUUUUCCUGAAGGUGUUAGGUGGAGUGGCAGCAUUUGUUUUUGUCAUUGUGGGAAUCUGUCAAAUUCAGAAAAGUGGCAUCUGUUCCUGCAAGGAUCACAGGGAAACCAAUUACAAAGUACCCCAACAUGACAAUAGGAUUGACUACACGAUUCCAGAUGAGGGACAUUUUCGCCACAAGUCCUCUUUUGUCAUAUAAAAUCAAAGAUGAGGAGAUGAGCGCUUCAGCUGUGAAGGCCUUUGUGAGCCGACUUCUGAACUGUCUAACUGUGCAUUUUACUGUAUGCAGAGGUCCGACUCGAGCUUCACGGCUUGCCAAAGUUAUUACGAAAACGAAAACGACUGUGUUAAACAGGGAAUUUUUAUUUUUGAUUUAAAACAGAACUCAAACUCCACAGUUUAUACAUAAAAAUGACAUUUUCAACUAAUCAGUGCUCAGAUUUAUAGCUACUACAUGCAUCUUGUCAAGUAAAAUCAAAAAGGACUGAACUUAAAAAAUGAGUUUGUUGAGUCUUUCCAAAUACUUGUGAAUUUUUGAAUGUCAGUGACAGACUUGAAAUGAGGCUAAUGAUGUUUUUUUGUUAUGGUAUCAAGGCCUAAAUUGCAUCCAGGUGCUGCUGUAUUUUUGCCCCAGAGUAGUCAAGACAAAAUACCAGUGCAAGAAUUUACACGUCUUCAAGGUAAAUAUUUUAUUUCCCACUGGAAAUAGCGUUUGACUAAACCCUGUCAGUGUAAAUGUGUACAAUGCCAUGCAAGACUGUUUUAUCUGGGUCACUUUUGACAGGAGGAUUUUAUGUGUUAGUGUUUUAGUAGUAGUUAUUUAGUUAGUGAACUAUAUACAUUUGUAGCAUUUUAGUUUGACAUUUGACCAAACAUCUCCAUAAAGUCAGUAGACUUAGUUGUGAAAGAUGAUUCAUUUACUUGGUUUCAUUUUUGAAAUAUUCCUCUAGAUACAGAUUAUGCACUUGUGUUUUUUUCAGAGUGCAAUUUCUGUGUUUAAGUGACCUUCAAUACUUUAUAAUUGUUUUAUACGUUUUGGACAUAUUGUCCAGGUUUUCUGACGUUCUUUGUGUUAUUGUUUUAAUCUAUUUAUAAUAUCUGCAUACACUGUAGUUCACGUCUUUAGAGUAGUAGUUAGACUGUGGGCCGUGUCACAAGAAUAAACAUGAUUAUAUGGAAGCAAUCAACAUUGUCUAUCCUUUUAUUUUGUUUUUAAAAAUGUAGCAAUUGGACCAUCAAAUUUACUUUGCAGUGGAACUUAGCUUGAUGAACAAGAAAUAAUCACAUUAUUUUCAUCUUUCUUCCAUGUUUUAGAAGUAAUUUGACACACUAUGACAAUAUAUGGUCUUCCUCAUGGCAUGUCCCACUGUCAAAAACAAUAGACCGUUCUGUCAUUGUACUUUAUAUGCGAUGCAGCUGAAUAUAAUUAAAGAGUAAUAGGCAAAUAUAAUGGAUAUGCCUAUGCAAAUUUACCUGUCCUAUCAGAACUGAUUGGUGUAAACAAAUGUAAAGACAGUAUCUCUUAAUUGAAUUAUUUAAAGUGUUUAAUGGCAAAACUUUUCAAUGUACCUGUUGUUGUUUUUUUAAAGCACAGUACUAUACAAUUGUUUACCUAUUCAUACUAUUGGGUGCCAGCCAAUGGGCAGACAGAAUCUGAUUUGGUGUAGUUACGCAGUCAAUAAUAAACCCAGGUGAUGAAAAAAAAAAAUCAAAUAUCUGACAUUCCAGCAAUGAUUAGAUGUUGAAUGUAUAUCCUUACUAUUUAAAGCUACACUGCAAAAAUAAUAAUAAUAAUAGUCUUAACCAGUAUUUUUAAAAUAUUUUUUAUUGCCAUUGACAAUGUCUUUUCUUGUUUCAAACAUGAAUCGCAAGUGUAUGCAUAAAAAAAGCCAAGAAUUAUUUGCAAAUUGCAAAAUAAAAAUGAACAGAAUUCAGGAAAACAAGUCUUGCACAGUUUUGCUCGUCUUGUCAAGUACAUGCAUAUUGUUUUAAGUAUGUUUAGAUAUUGUUUUAAUGUAAAACCAGAAAUACUGAUUAAGAUUUCUUUUUGCAGUGUAUAUUAUAAGAAAAAAAAUGUCACAUGUUAAACUGUUGUCCAAUUAUUUUUUUGUAAUGUGUGGUUUGUGUGAUGUGAAAUGAAAACAUUAUCAGAGAUGAAA
Messenger RNA from Pimephales promelas (fathead minnow), 2990 nucleotides. It is a transcript of the gene jam3a, whose product is annotated as junctional adhesion molecule 3a. The record is from RefSeq and is a predicted model, not a curated record. NCBI's taxonomy places the organism in Eukaryota, Metazoa, Chordata, Actinopteri, Cypriniformes, Leuciscidae. Gene Ontology annotation, molecular function: cell-cell adhesion mediator activity; integrin binding; protein homodimerization activity. Gene Ontology annotation, biological process: cell migration; cell-cell adhesion. Gene Ontology annotation, cellular component: plasma membrane; cell-cell contact zone; protein complex involved in cell adhesion.